AUGGCAAAACGCGGUGAACGAUUUUGGGUACUUCAGCGGGAGCGGGAAGAACUGCAUAUUCCCGAGCACUAUGGGAAUUGUGGUGUAAGUUGGUCUCGUGUCUUUCUGGGUGUUCAUUCGCCCUGCGAUGUGCUUGGCGGAUGGACCAUCGGCGUUCUGCUACUUUUCAUCUUUGGAGGGUUCUCUGAUAAGCUUUAUGAUGCAUAUGAAGCUAGUUCUCGCGACAACCUUUCAUUUUUCGUCUAUUUCUACACUUUCGUUCUGUUUCUACUAUGGGUUCAUCCUAGAGCGUGGCCAGAGACGCAAAGUUAUUCGGAGCUUGUCUGUGUGCUGUCGGGAACGGGAGCAAUUUGGAGUGGGCGAGUUUUCCAUGUUGGUGGUGAAAUGCCGUCGAUCAGCUUAGCAGAGGAGAGUCCCAACGCUCCAGUCUACUUGUACUUCAUGAGAUUCUUUUUAGGUGUGAUGAUGGUUCUGAGCUGCCGAAUUGUCCUGAAAUUUAUCGCAAAACCAUUGGUUCAAGGACUGUAUGACGUGCUCGAGUUGAAAUACUAUUCCUACUCGGAAUUGUGUCGUGAUUUAGGUGAUUUACAGCCGACCAAGAGGUAUACGAAUCGGAUGAGGUUCAAACCGAUUCUUGGUGCAAAGGAAGUGACUGCUGAUGCUAUACCGUAUGAUGUUGAUUUACCGGUGAAGUUCAUCGUCUACUCAAUGGUUGGAUUCCUCGUCUCUGAGGGGUGUCCGAUGAUUUUUGCUCAACUAAAUAUCUAA
Molecule: messenger RNA, 768 nt
Organism: Haemonchus placei
Lineage: Eukaryota; Metazoa; Nematoda; Chromadorea; Rhabditida; Trichostrongylidae
Source: the annotation of a GenBank genome assembly